UGUAGUAACGCGCGAGCGCGAGAGAAAAGCAGCGCGACAGCAGCGGGUUAAAUCCCACACUUUAUCACUUAACACGGAAAUACACACACACACACACACACACACCGUGCAGCAGACACACUCACACACACACAUGCACACACACACGCACACACACAAGAAACGAAGUACUGGAAUCCACAGGUUCUGACCAGGAAUGGUGGAUCGUUUGUUAGUGGAUGAAGUAACGUUCCUGCCAUACGGUUCCUCCUUGCCAGUUCACCACCGGUCGGAGAUGGUGAGGGACGAGCGGGUCUACCAGGUGCUUCCCUCUCCGUUCUCUGAGGAUGAGCUGAGCGAUUCUUCCAGCUCGCGUUCCUGCUCCAGCCCCGAGUCUCAGGUCCUCAGCUCCAGGUGCAGCUCAAGCAGUGAGAGCCAAGAUGGCCUCCUGGACUUCCUUCUCUCUCACAGCCAAACAUCUUCCACCCCCAUGCUAACUCCUGCCAUGGUUCCUCCUGUCCUCCCCAUGGGUCUGGCCUGGGAGUCCCGCAGGGAUCGGACCACCAAAGAGGAGUGCUUUGAGUUUCCUGUAUUUCCUGGAGAUCUGGAGGAACAUGCAGGGCUUCUCUUUCAACCCACACUGGAGGAGAUCGAGGAGUUUCUGGAGGAGAACAUGGAGGUUGUAGCCUUUAAGGAGAAAGCUGAAACAACACAAGACACAUCAGAAACGAAGACACGAGACCAAACGGUGCCUGUCUCCAGUGUGACGGAGAUGACCGAGCUCAAGCCUAAGAAUGUCCAGUCUUCUGCCGGACUCACUACAGCUUCUCAGAUGGCGGUGAAGAAGGAGCUGCUCUCCGAGAAGGCAGUGACGACGGAGAGCUCAGGGACGCCAGUGUUCCUGCAGAUCCAGCCCAUUCCCAUCAAACAGGAAGCAAAUUCGAAUCUAACGCCCACGUCUCAGUCGCCGACUCCCACCUCGGACAUCAAACUCGCCCAGCUGCUGGUCAACAUCCAGGGGCAGACAUUUGCUCUGGUUCCUCAAGUGGUUCCACCAGCUAGCCUCAGCAGCACUUCCUCCAAGUUUGUCCGCAUCGCUCCUGUCCCCAUCGCAGCCAAACCUUCAGGACACGUGCAGAACGUGGGCAGCGGAACGCAGGGAGCAGGACUCCUCGUCGCGAGUCAGAAAUUCCAGAAGAGCUCAGUAGCUGAUCUGAUUAAAAUGCACAAGUGCACUUUUCCAGGCUGUGCCAAAAUGUACACCAAGAGCAGUCACCUGAAGGCUCACCUAAGGAGACACACGGGGGAGAAACCGUUUGCCUGCACAUGGCCAGGAUGCACCUGGAGGUUCUCGAGAUCAGAUGAGUUGUCCCGUCACAGACGCUCACACUCCGGAGUGAAACCGUAUCAGUGUCACGUCUGUGAGAAGAAAUUCGCCCGCAGUGAUCACCUGUCCAAACACGUCAAAGUCCACCGCUUUCCACGAAACAGCAGGACAACACGCUCUACACACUGACCGUACAUAACCCUGUCUCUCACACACACACACACACACACACCCACACACACACACACAGAUGAGGAGAAGUUCUCAGUGGUGCUGUGAUAUUUAUUGGUGAUGAACUGAACUGUGUUACUUGACAGAACUUUAUCCCUGUAGAGAAGAUACUGUAGAAUUCUUUUAGUUUGAAUAGUUGAUCAGCUUUUUGUUCAGUUUAUCAGCGACUGUCAUGUGACGGUUUAUGGAAAGUUUAUUUUUUACUCAGAGCUGUGACUCUUGAUGUGAUUGUUGAUGUUUCUGCCUAAAGGAUCUCUAAAGCAUUGACAUUCCUGGUCAUUAUAACGCAUUAUAACAUUUUCCAGACUGUAAUUCUGCAAAACCAAAAACACGAGUUCAUCUGAGCUACUGCUGAGAAUCAGGACUGUGUCGGUAUGAGAUAAGGGACAUGGAGCUAACAGCGCUUUAACGUCACACAGCAGCUUCACAUCAGCACAUCUGUACCUGUCAAAAGUGGGCGGAGCUUCUCAGGAAAGGUGUGCGGUAGGGACCUAGUGAUGAGGACGAUUAUUAAAAUAAAAUAAAAAAUGAUAUAAAAACAGCUCUUCUGAAAGUGUGUGUGUGUGUGUGUGUGUGUGUGUGUGUUUCUGUGUAAAAUAUUAAACACAAGGCGGGUUUGUUUUAGUUGCAGUGACCCAAAUGAGGUCAAGAGUGCCAAUACUUUAAUCUUUACUGAAAAUGCAGCGUAGUUUGACUUGUGUUAAACUUUAUCAGACAACAUUUAAAAAACAGUACACACACACACACACACACACACACAUUUUCCCGACUAAAUCUCUAUAAACUCUAUAAGAACUCUAUAAUAUUACGUUAUACACCGUACAGUGAGCAGAGGAAAUGAGCAGGAAGGGAACAGGAAGUGAACAGAAGGCUGAUUUGAGCAGAUCUUACGUGGAUCACGAGGUAAAAAAUGUAAAAAUUAUGCUAAAUAUCAGCAAGAAGAAAGCACUACUGUCAAAUUUAAUAAAAAACAUCAAGACAGACAGGACAAUACUGACCAAUCGGUGAUCUUCAAUCAUUAACUCCGCCCCCAUUCAUCACACAUCAUCAGUUACAGUGCAACUCAUUAAUGGGGGCAACGCUGUGCUGUAGAAUUGUGGGUAAUUAAUCGAGGCAAGCUGUUUGGUGUGAAAGCGCUGUUCAUGUUCUGUUGCUUGAAAACUGAUUAAGUUUAAAUUGUCUCUGAGGAAAGGAGUGAUAAACGAGUCAUAAAAGAGUGAUAAAGGAGUGAUAAACGAGUCAUAAAAGAGUGAUAAAGGAGUGAUAAACGAGUUAUAAAGGAGUGAUAAACGAGUCAUAAAGGAGUGAUAAAGGAGUGAUAAACGAGUCAUAAAGGAGUGAUAAACGAGUGAUAAACGAGUUAUAAACGAGUGAUAAACAAGUUAUAAAGGAGUGAUAAAGGAGUCAUAAAAGAGUGAUAAACGAGUUAUAAAGGAGUGAUAAACGAGUGAUAAACGAGUUAUAAAGGAGUGAUAAACGAGUUAUAAAAGAGUGAUAAAGGAGUGAUAAACGAGUGAUAAAGGAGUGAUAAACGAGUCAUAAAAGAGUGAUAAAGGAGUGAUAAAGGAGUGAUAAACGAGUGAUAAAGGAGUGAUAAAUGAGUGAUAAAGGAGUGAUAAACGAGUGAUAAAGGAGUGAUAAACGAGCCAUAAAAGAGUGAUAAAGGAGUGAUAAACGAGUUAUAAAGGAGUGAUAAACGAGUCAUAAAAGAGUGAUAAAGGAGUGAUAAAGGAGUUAUAAAGGAGUGAUAAACGAGUGAUAAAGGAGUGAUAAACGACUUAUAAACGACUUAUAAACGAGUGAUAAAUGAGUGAUAAAGGAGUGAUAAAGGAGUGUUAAAUGAGGUAUAACGGAGUGAUAAAAGAGUGAUAAAGGAGUGAUAAACGAGUUAUAAAUGAGUGAUGAAGGAGUGAUAAAGGAGUGUUAAAUGAGGUAUAACGGAGUGAUAAAAGAGUGAUAAAGGAGUGAUAAACGAGUUAUAAAUGAGUGAUGAAGGAGUGAUAAAGGAGUGUUAAAUGAGGUAUAACGGAGUGCUAAAGGAGUGCUAAAGGAGUGCUAAAGGAGUUUGAAUGGGAGAGCAGGUGUAAACUCAUUAACACGCACAGUUAAUAUGUGAAGCAGCUGGCCUUAAUGUAAUCAGUAUUAAGUAUUAAUGUUUAUUUUUAGUUAAAUUUCUCAUUUUUAUUUUCAAAUCACAAUUUUUCUUGAGUUUAGUUUUUUCUCUUCAUGUGUUGAUGUUCUUCUGUUUGUUUCUGUGAAAAUGUGACUGAGCUUAUUACAGGUUAAUGUUCCUCAUCAGCACCAAUGUGGAACUUUUCCAGCUCUUAUUUUUAUCUGAUCUGUGUGUGUGUGUGUGUGUGUGUGUGUGUGUGUGUGAUACUCCGUAUUCACGUCGUCCGGUGCUCAGCAUCUCAGCGUCCCCGCACUCAGACAUCUAAUCUAAUGAACUCUGGUUCCUGAGACCCGGUGGUUCUUUGUUAUGCUGUCAUGAGAACUGGAACUGUGCAGGACUGUAAGGUUCUCCUGUGCUGAAGCUCAGGACUGGGUUCUGGGUUCUGGUUCCACAGAGCUGUGUGCUGUCGGGAGCGUGGUCUCGGACACACCUGCAGGGUUCGGAGAGGACGUUCUCAGUGGGAACUCUGGUCACGGUCACAGCUGGACUAACGAUACGAUACGGCACGCUGAGGGUCUCGGUACUCGCCUGCUGUGUGACAUGCUGCUAAAGGAGAACUUUACUGAACACUGAAUUAUUAUUGGGGAUGUGGAACCUUUCACCGUGUCUCUGUGCCAGAGUUAAACCCCGGACUGUUUAGAAGACAGAACAGAGAGAUACGUGUGUUAGUGCAGAGUAUACUGUGUGUAUAUAUACAGCUGGAACUGUGUGUAGCAUACAAAGGUAGUGAGAACUCAAUGUCUUUCACCAGCUUACACACACACACACACACACACACACACACACUCACAUACACACACUCACACACACACACACACACACAUACACACACACACACACACACACACUCACACACACACACACACACACACACACACACACACACACAUACACACACUCACACACACAUACACACACACACACACACACACACACAGGGACAUCUAAGCACCUGUUUAAUACGUCACAGUACUGACACACAGCUCAGGAACAGAAAUUCUGGUACAUUUCCUGCCACCGUCUCAGCACUACAGGCCCCAGUUGUAGGUUUUUGGAUCAGCACCAACAGUAUGUUGGGGGCGGAGCUAAAUCAGUACUCUGCUGGGGGAACAGUAUGUUGGGGGCGGAGCUAAAUCAGUACUCUGCUGGGGGAACAGUAUGUUGGGGCGGAGCUAAAUCAGCACUCUGCUGGGGGAACAGUAUGUUGGGGCGGAGCUAAAUCAGUACUCUGCUGGGGGAACAGUAUGUUGGGGCGGAGCUAAAUCAGCACUCUGCUGGGGGAACAGUAUGUUGGGGCGGAGCUAAAUCAGCACUGCUGGGGGAACAGUAUGUUGGGGCGGAGCUAAAUCAGCACUGCUGGGGGAACAGUAUGUUGGGGCGGAGCUAAAUCAGCACUGCUGGGGGAACAGUAUGUUGGGGCGGAGCUAAAUCAGCACUCUGCUGGGGGAACAGUAUGUUGGGGCGGAGCUAAAUCAGCACUGCUGGGGGAACAGUAUGUUGGGGCGGAGCUAAAUCAGCACUCUGCUGGGGGAACAGUAUGUUGGGGCGGAGCUAAAUCAGCACUGCUGGGGGAACAGUAUGUUGGGGCGGAACUAAAUCAGCACUGCUGGGGAAACAUUAUGGAGGGUGAGUUUGAUUUAUGCAGAAAAAUCAGAUAAAAAUAAGCAGGUCAAUCCAAGCACUCGGGCCAUGUAAGAUUAAUUGUACAGUGAACUGAUGACUCACCAGAAAAUGUUCCGGUUUCUCAAAUUGCUGGAAAAUGAGCCAGAACCUGGAGUACCCUUGGCUCCUGUUUGGACCAGUUUUGAAAGUCCAGCGUGUCAAACACAUGUUUAGACAGGGAGCUAAAACUUUUACAUUCCUCCUGAUGGAUAUGAAACGUUUCUGAUAUGAUGAUGAUUUGAUUUCUAUUUCCUGAUGAAUGUAUAUACAUGAACACACACACACACAAGCGUGCACACACACACACACACACACACACAGUACAGAACCGAGUUCCAUCAGAAACACACUCAGUUCUGAUUCUGUACCUUUUCACAGUAAUAAUGUAAACAGUGUAAAUAAUAGCAAGUUAAAAUGAUAUUAUAUAUAAAUAUAUAUUUUCUUGUUGUUCAUGAAAGAUAUUUACAAAUAAAAUGAAAUAAAGCUUUUAUAAAGUCGA
Messenger RNA from Ictalurus furcatus (blue catfish), 5871 nucleotides. It is a transcript of the gene klf15, whose product is annotated as Kruppel-like factor 15. The transcript is spliced from 3 exons. The coding region runs from base 197 to 1495 and encodes 432 amino acids. Gene Ontology annotation, molecular function: RNA polymerase II cis-regulatory region sequence-specific DNA binding; DNA-binding transcription factor activity, RNA polymerase II-specific. NCBI's taxonomy places the organism in Eukaryota, Metazoa, Chordata, Actinopteri, Siluriformes, Ictaluridae. The record is from RefSeq and is a predicted model, not a curated record. Gene Ontology annotation, biological process: regulation of transcription by RNA polymerase II.